Molecule: messenger RNA, 9737 nt
Organism: Vanessa tameamea
Lineage: Eukaryota; Metazoa; Arthropoda; Insecta; Lepidoptera; Nymphalidae
Gene: Hers
Exons: 13
Coding region: 410-6511 (2033 amino acids)
Biological process (GO): negative regulation of DNA-templated transcription; heterochromatin formation
Cellular component (GO): chromatin silencing complex
Molecular function (GO): chromatin binding; transcription cis-regulatory region binding
Source: RefSeq, a predicted model, not a curated record
CUCUGGAACAGGGCGGGGAGAACAGUCGUUCAAUCGUCUCUAUAACAUCUACGCGUAUUUUUGACGAAACCAUCGUCUUCGUGACUCGAACGCGAGUGAUAUUGCGAAAUAAUCGGGUGUUUCUGUGUUAAUUUAAGCUGUUUGUGUUAUGAUAUGUGCAAAAUAGUGAUUUGUGGUGAAUAACGUGCAAGGACUUUAGGGUAACAAUGUCUAGUAGUUGACAUGUUUAUCUGUGUCGUGUGUGAAGAUUUUCCCUUCGCGUGAGGAGGUGUAGUGCGCUAGUGUGCGCGCUGGCGCCUUGUGUGCGUGCCGCGACCGUGGAUACGCGAGGAUCCAAUGAUGGAUUGCAUUUCCACGGAUGUAUAGAAUGUGAACACUAUCAUCGGUCGAUCAAUGACUAUAGCGGACAAUGCGGUCACAAGCUGCAAAACCCUCGCCUAAGAAGGGAGCAUUGGGAAAGACAACUUUUAAAGCAACUACUGCUAAACAAGUAAAGAAAAAAAGAGCCACGCCGAAAAAAGCUAAGCUCGCUCCAAAAUCUACACCAAAGGGCUCUAAAAAAGCUACUGGCGAUGAUACAACCAACAAUAAAAAUGAUCAUGAGCCCUCACUUAAGGAAAAAGAUGAAUCAUCAAGUGAAACAGCCAAAACUUUACCAGUCAAAGCCCACUCAUCUCGAGAAGAUUCUCCUUCAAAAAAGUCGAAAAAAGAAUCUAAAGAGACGAAAGAUAAGGCUAAAGUACCUAAAAAAGUCGUUACUAAAAAGCCACUAAAAUUAACUAAGAAAAAUAAAUCGACCUUAAAAUUAAAAAAAGAAGAUAAAAUAAAUGAUAACAUAAAGUACAAAAUUAAUUUAGAUGCGGUUAAAAAAACAACUAAAAUUACAAAACCCGCAGCUAAGGCAAAUUUGAAAAAAAGUAAUUUAGGAAAUCAAAAGAAAAAAGGAUCCCUUUCCAACAAAGAUUGUGAACAAGUUAAAAAGCAUGAAGGUGAAAAAAGUUACAAAGCCAAUACCGUUGAAAAUAAUAGUAAUAUAGCAAAAGCUGAUAAUAAAGAAGGCAAAACUUUAUCACUUCAGUCUGAAGAUAAAACUGAAAAGGUAGGCGAAUCUACUAAAUCAGAAAGAAAUGAGAAUAAUGUGCUUAAAAACUCUACAUUAAAUCUUUCUACCAACCCAAACGCUCAAGCUGAAAUACCAAAAGUCGAGACUGAGCGACCACCUAAAUUUUUCACGUCUAGUCGAUCACCAAGAACCGUUGACAUAGACGUUAAAUGUUGCAAAAAUUCUAAAGGAAACUUAAGCGUUUCCGAAAGAUUUGUAUCUUUGAAAUCUGACGACACUAACAAGGAAAAGAAUGCAUCAAACAAUCUCGUAUCUCAAGGUCCUGAAAUUGACGUGUAUACUUUCACUGAAAAAGUCGAUUCGCCAAAAAGUAUUCUUUCAGAUUUUAGGUCUCCUAUCACGAAAAAUAUAGGAAGAGUGCGGCCUAUAGCAAGAGUCAAAGGUACCAUUAUUGACAAAAAAGCAGAUACAGAAAGAAAAAAGUUCUCACCUCAUAGGCCUAUUGAAGAGGUAGUUAAACAAUUGAAAGCCAAUAAACGCUCAGAAGAUUUAAAUACAGGUCAGAAUACUACAAAUUAUGUACCGCCUGGUUUAGAUUUUAGUGCAUUCACGAGUGAGAAAGAAGUAGAAGAUAAACCACCCAUUGUAAGUAAGUCGUAUAAGAUGGUUGCAAGAAAAUCCAGCAUAACGGGCAAACCUUUUAGUCCUAUUAAGUUUCUUGAUCAAGAACCUUCUACCCAAAGAGACGUAAAACCCGCAACUAAAACCAGUAAUUAUAAAAAAACGGUUAGUAAAUCUAAAAAGCAACAGAAAAAAAGUUGUUUAUCUGAUGAGGAAAUUAAUACAUCUACUUUUUCCCUAAAUACUAAAACUUUUCACUACACUUCUUCUGAAGAAAGUGUGAGUGAAUCAAAUGAUGAUAAUGAUAAUAAAGAGUCUUCAGAAUCUGAAACCUCUCAAACGAAAAAGACAAAAAAUAAAAAAUACAAGAGAAUAACAGACAGCGCAAAAAAGACUACUUCGAAAGAGCUAAAAGAACUUUCUAAAGAUUCUUUGAUUGAUUUAAAAGAUACAUCAGCUCUGUUGGGCAAUGAAAAACCUAGCAAAAGGCGAUUAAAAUUAUUAUCUAUGUGGACUGGUCCCAAAAAGCAUAGAAUGGCAUCACUAAAUGCCUUAGCUAAGGUACAUUGCUUAUAUGAAAACGAAAGUAGAACCCAUAUGGAAUUGGGCUUAAUGAAAACUGUUGAGAGACAAGUUAUUCCAAGUACAUCUAAAGCAUCGGUGCCUAAAAAGAAGGAAGUAAAAACAAAAGAAACUGAGAAACAAGAGAGCACUUCUGAAUCAGAGUAUGAAAAUAAAAAUGAGAAAGAAAAAGAAAGUUCCGAAAGCUCUGACGAUAAUCCACCUCAAAGAACAUUACGAGGUGUACCUGGAAUUAGAAGUGCUGGUAAAUAUUGGGACCCAAAGUCUUCAACCUCAUCCAGUGAAGAUAGUGAACUUGAGUCAAAGUCAAGCAAUUCUACCUCAGACAAAAAGAAAGUAACGCCAAAGUCAUCUAUAGGAAAAUCUGAUUCAGAUAAACCUCCCCCUAAAAUGAAAAAAACUGCUGGAGUUCCUAUAAAGAAGAAGCGCAAUAGAAACGAAAUUGUAAUGGAUCUAAAAGAUAUGGUAGUUCAAAAGCGAAUGGCAAGCUUAAAUGCUACAGCCAUUCUAGCUGCAAGCUACGAAAAGCGUUCCCCAAAAUCUAACAAAGACGAUACUACUUCAGACUCUUGUAGUGAUGAAUCUUUUUCCCAUAAGCCAAAAAACGUGAUAAGUUCCGGCGUGAAGUCGGAAUUAAAAAACGAAGAGACUAAAAAAGAAAGCGAGGACAGUACCUUAACUGAGGACAGAAAGCAAAAAGUUGAGGUUAUUGUCAAUCAAGACACUGAUGUAACAAUAACAGGUGUAUACUCUACCCAUCAUCAUGAAGGAUUCUGUACUGUCUCGGGAAUGCAAUAUCGUAUCUCAUCGACAAGCCAUACUCAAACUACAGCAACAGCUAAUUGCGAAAAGGAGGGUUGUUCUCGAGAAGACGGAUCUCGUUAUACACCUCUGUCUGCUUUAUCAUCUAUGCAGCCUCCUGCUGAACAUUCGCAUUCUCACCCGCAUCCAGUACCAGAAUUGGGCGGUCUAACGCGCCGUGCUGCAGGUUGCUCCAGCGCCUUCUCAGCACCGUCACCAGCUGCACAUCAUGACCCAGGUAAGCCGACGUCGACGUGCAAUUUGUGUGACCCUAUGCCAUCUUUUUCGCCUUAUGGAUAUUAUCAGCCGGCAGGGCCGCUGAUUAAAGAAACCAGCGCAGACGCAGAGCGAGCGCUUGCAAGAUAUCACCCCCCACCACAUUACCAUGCCCCCCAUCCACCUGUACUGCAACAGUACGGGCCUCCGUACUACCCAGCGGAGCUGUGCUACGGGCGGUAUUACCGACCGCCAGGCCCCUAUCACAUGGGACCUCCACAACCUGAUGCACAGAUGGUAAGCGUAGCAAGUGAGCCAUACCCUCCACCGCAGUAUUAUGGAACGCCACCAUGCUAUCAACAUUCACCUCAAAGGAUACCCUACGUAGAAUACCGAGGAUGCCCGUGCCCAUUAAACGCGUGUCCAAAAAACGUCCUUAUUGGGCCCGCUACUGGUAAAGCCCCUACCGGUGGCGGCCCAGCGGACGUACCUUCAACCCUCGCGCCGCCCGGGGGCGCCUUCCGACCGAAGGUGCGGGCGUGCGUACUCGACUCUGCCGCCGACAAUCACGGCAGCGGAAAGGAUCCACCUUUAGAGCCAGAGCCACCUGAGCCACCUACAGCAGCCGACGCUCCACAUCCGUGCCCAGUACCAACCAUCGGUGGUGCUUCCCCUAAGCGAGAAAUGUACGACGUACGGGACAAUCUUCGAUUAAACGCUGACAUCCCGGGUCCAACUGAAGCUGUAGGACCACCUUCUCCGGCAAGGGGAGCGUGCGCCCCGCAACCACCGCCCGCAGCACCUCGACGAGCUCGACUCGGCAAAGCCAUGGCUAGACGUUCACUCGCAGGUGACGACACAGGACUGUUAAUUUCGGUUCCACAACAGCCUGCUAUUAAUCACAAUGAUGCAGAUGAUGAUGUUCUCGCCAUAUCACCUCCUAUUUGCGUGCCUAUUGAUCUUUCCUCAUCCGACGAAAGAUCGACACCGUUGGUUGAUGUUAAAAAAGAAAAUGAAGGUCCUACCUAUGCAACCUCGAGAAAAACAGACACGCAAGCUCUUAGAGAGCACAAUUGCACAACAGCCUUAACAGACGCGGUUGACGUUACGGAAUCCGCGAAAGCCGUUAAACGGAGAUAUUCAAAACCAAAGUUGGAAAUAGAAAUGAAAGACGUACAACUCGAGGACGCUUGUAAAACAAAUGGGAUCGGGGAGCAUGUAAAGUUACAAAAACGGAGAAAAGUUUCUGGUGAACAUACACAUGUUACACGAACUGAAACUAUAACGAAAGAACCAAAAAAGAAAUUGAAUUGUAAUAAAAGAACACCGAAAACAUCAUCUGGUGACAAGAAAGCACAUAAAAGAAAAUCAGAAUUAGCUCUUACGGAGCCAAAAGCUAAAAAAACUUUACUUGAGGCGGUCAAUAAUGAUGACCCGCGUCUUAUGAAUAUAGCAGCAGUUCCUGAUAAUGUUUUAUGUAUGAAACCUAAAACUAAAAGUGCUCUUCUACUCGACAAUUUAAUAAAGAAAAAUAGCAUCGAUAGGCCAGAUGCCAAAGGAUAUACACCAGAUACAAAGUUAAAUCCUGCUGAACUUUUUCUAGCACCGAAUGAAAACAUUUCGCAAAGCAAUAUAAAGAAAACGCUAAAUAUAAAUAACAACAUCGUAGAAAAUAAUGUUCCUGUAAACGGCGUACGAUCGAAAACUAUUGCGGCAGUAAGUCAACUUGUAGAAAAAAAAUUAGCUUAUAGAAAUUCUUGUAAAAUUGACAAGGUAGAUUGCAAAGUUACGCACAACUUGAAGUCAGUAUUAUCAACUCCCACCGAAGCUUUAAAUAUAAAAGAGGACCAAAACCAUGAAGUGCUAUUGAAAAGUGAAACAAAUAUAGAAAAAUCUAUUUCAAAUCUUUCGGUUGAAAACGAUACUAAGAAAAAUGCUGAUAUCAAGGACAGUUGUGAAUAUAAAGAAAGUAUUAAAUGUGCUAAUAAUAUAAUAGAAAACAAUAUUCCUUUUGACAUUACAAAACCAAUAAAAUCUACGAAAUGUACAAAAGCCAAGAUCGUGACUAAGAAAUUGGAAAAUACUGAAAAUAUGGAUGAAUCUCAAAAACCAGAAAAGAGUUCAGAAGAAAGUCCGCUACUAGACUCCAAUUCGUGUGAAAGCCCUGGUGAUAAUAUAGGUUUAGAUAAAGCACUAUCUAAAAGAUGCAAACUGGGCAUAGAUAAAACUAAUGAAGAAUAUAAAAGCAAAAACGUUGAGACGUUAGUUAAGUUGCUAGCGUCAAAGAAACAAGUUACAAAAUCAUUGGAAUCUGAAUCAAUUGUAAAUGAUGUCGAGCAAACAGACCUCGAAAAUAAUAAAGAAAAAGAAAUAACUUCAACGAAGCGUUGUAAGUUAACAAGCGAAAAAGUUAGCGGAGAAGCUAAAAGUAAAAAUGUCGAGAAGGUGGUCAAGUUACUUGUUUCAAAAAAGACAGUUAUCAAGACAGAUGAAGCUUCAUUAGUUGUAGAAGAUGCUUGUUCGUCACCGGUUCCUAGUAUUAGAAAGACCAGAAGAAGAAGAAGUGGAGGGCGACGUAUGCGACGAGUGACGGCUCCUUUAGCUCCGCCUGACUUGCAACCCCGGGCGCCGCCACGGUGGAGCAACGGGUGGAACUGGGACGGCGAAAACUACCUUUCUAAAGUCUACCUCAAUAACGAUUCCCGCCUGGACCGCACAGCGCGGUGCUGGCCGCGCAUGUCGCACGCCAGCGGAGACCGCGUGGCGCGCGGCGAUUGCGUGCUGCUGCGAGCGUCGCAGGCACGCGCACAGCCCUUCGUCGCGAGGAUAGCUAGCUUGUGGGAGAAUCCCGAUGACGGCGAAAUGAUGGUGUCCUUGGUGUGGUACUAUCGGCCGGAACACACGGAGCGCGGGCGGCAGGCGGCGGACGCGCCCGACGAGGUGUUUGCAUCCCGCCACCGCGAUGCCAACUCCGUCGCUUGCAUCGAGGACAAGUGCUAUGUGCUCACCUUCAAUGAGUACUGUCGAUACAAGAAACGGCUCAAAGCAGCCGAAGAGGGCAUUAUAAUAGCGCCGUCAAUAGUCCCGGCGCUGCCUGCGAGCGAGUUCACAUCGGCGCUAGCGCCCAACGACACCAAGCUACCGCCCUCAGUCUCCCCAGAAUUAGUACUGUUUUGCCGAAAAAUCUACGACUUCAGAUCCAAGAAGAUACACGUUCCCAACAAAUGAACCACCGACCGAAACAUUUGGAUGUCGAUUUUUACAAAAAAUAAAUUCGGGCUCGGUGGACCUCAAGAUUUUUGUAAGUAUUUUUAUCCAAUUAGGAGUGAACACCAAAGUUUGGAGUUAAGUCAAUGGGCGGUAUUUCGCGAUCGAGAAGUGCCGAGUAUAGAACUCGGUCUCGACGUGAGAAUUGUAUACUUUACAUCGUAGUGUCUCGUCAAACCUUAAUUAGUACAAAACCCGAUUCCAGUAGAUUGUGUGUGGCCAUUUUCUUUUUGAAUAUUCGCCGAUCGGUCGUUCUGUUGCUUGUAUUGUAAAGUAGUGAUGUUUCUUGUUUAUUAAAUUGAUUUGCAAAAUGUGUAUCGAUCAUGAUGAUGAAGUUUUGACAAUGGAUGCCUUUUUAUAAAAAAUAAGUAGUUGUAAGGAAAAUCAUGAAUGCAUAAUUGUGAAUAGCAACAUGUUUAUUUUUGCUUUGGGAUUGAUGACUAAGUAUUGUGUAUUCUUACUUCUGUAGAGGCAAUGAGUGUUUGUAGUAGAUGCUGACUUACUCUCCGUGUAAUGUCUCUCGGGUAUUUCGGUCUAACAUUAUUUUUUCAUGUUUUGUUUGGCUAAAAAGAAAAGGCAUUUAUACGAAUAAAAUUAAUUUUAAUUUACUGUUACAUUGUUAUCUACGUAGAGUCUAUAAUAAAUUAUUAUUUUAAUAAGUUAAAUACAGCGCAAGUAAGCUAUGUUAUAUUGUGACUUGAUUUUGCAAUUCACCGAAUUUGUAAAGAAUAUCAAAGUAUCGUAAUGAUCAAUGAAAUCAACAAGGUAGUCAAAUAUAAUGUGGAGUAGGUUCAAUCGACGCAAUGAAAUAAAUAAAUAAUUAAAUAAGAAGAAGACGGAAUCAAGCAAAUUAAUUAGUUCUCCUAUAUAGUAAAAUCAAUUAAUUUUUAUUUACCUUAGAUACAUAUACUGUUUUGAUACCAGUUUUUUCAUCACAACUUUCUUCUCCAGGUUUUAUUUAAUUUAUAUAGAAAAUACAUUUUCCUAUUAUUAUUAUUAGCGUAAAAGUAGUAAUGAGUCUCAUAAUUUGACAACGUUAAUUUACUUUAAAUUGUUCAGUGUAAAAUUGAAUAUAUAUUUUUGAUUAUUUAAUAAUAGUAUCUGAUCAAUGUUUUACCAUUUUUUCAAAUCAAGUUAAACUUUUAUAACCAUUUAAUAAAGGCUGCUUAUCAAUUUAAUUUUUCACUAUUGUCUAUAAAGACUGAUUUUUCAAAGGCAAAAAUAACUUUUAUUGCAACAUAAAAUUGUACUCAUUAUUUUGUAAAACAAAUCGUUGACACAAUUUUAUUUCACAUUAAGUGUCAAAUUUUACACUUAAAAAAAUAACAAGUGGGAACAUUGUAACAUAUUUUAAAUAUAAUGUUAGUGCAUAGAUGUAAACAAGUGUGGUGGACGGAAAGAGAUAUAUUGUAUGAUUACUAUAGCAAAGUCUCUUAUCAUUAGAGUUUAUGUCCGAAAACACGAAGAACUCAUUUUAAGUUAUGAAAAGACUUUCACAUUUCAGAAUUUAAUUUAAGUUACAUGAAGCAAGUUUUACAAUACCAUAUAAAUUUAAUGUGUGAUUAUUUUCUUUUAAUAUGUACUGUGUCGAUUACAUUUAUGUAGCAAAGGAAAUAUAAAACGUUAUUGUUCCUCAGUGGGAUAUAAUUUAAAGGGCAUUUAUAUGUAAAUGCAAUUUGUGCACAAUUGCUUUUUUCUGUUUCUUACAAUGUAUCUCUAAAAUAUUUCCGUUGUUGGCUGUCUUUCUAUAUUUUUUUGACUAUAUGUUGUACAUAUUUACUUAGUCUUAAUUAUGUGUUACUUUAUUAUCUUUCCAGUGAGAUUUUAUAUUGUAUUUAAAAAAAUAACAUCAAAUAAAUUAAGAGCAUAUAAAUAAUAGCCGCGCUUUUAAAUGAUACGAAAUGUAAACUAAAUCAAAAAUGUUUUAAAAAUUGUUUUAAAGUACUUUGUGUACACAGUGAACAUUUAAAAAACUUCCAUUUAUGUAAUUUAACUACUUUGAUACAUCCAAAAUACUAGUAUUUAUAGUUUGAUCAGAGGCUACAGUUUUUUCAUUUGCCUCUAGAAACAAGGUUUUUUGAGCCACUCAUCCACUCUAAAUGUCAAUUAAUAAAUAGCGCCAAUUUAUAUAUCAUGUAAAAUACUAUAACAAUCUAAUUUUUUUUCUUUGUGGCGUCGCAGGUAUACAAUUUCCAUUGCGUAAAUUAUCAGUAUGAACAAGCGAAAAUGUUACUGAAUUCGUAAGACCUUUUACUCUUUCCUGGUUGUUAAUUGAUAAUGACAGUAAUAAUGGAUAAUAAAAAAUACAAUGAAACGUAAACUUUUAUUAACCAAAGAUUUAUACGCCUGUAAACUCUAGUUAAGUCGAUGGCAUUUGUUUCACGACAAUAUUAUUGUUUACAUUCAGAAUCAUUUGAAAGUGCGGUAUAGUUUUACUUUAAAGUAAAAGUAAUAAAAACGUAAUCUAUGUUUUUAAAUUACAUAAAUCUUCCAGUUUGACAGCAUUGUAAAUUUUAGUAUACUAAUAAUUAUUAUAAUCUCACUGGUGUCUAUUCCAAAGCUUAAGUUCUCACUAUUUUCUUAUUCUUUGCUUGAUGCCAAAAAAGUUAGCUGCAAAAGUUCUAUUAUUCAAUAAUAAUGUAAUACCAUUCUCUUUUCUAUUUAGGUUAUACAAAUGUCGAUGGAUUGUGCGCGCGAACACUUCGAAAUAAUGUAAUGGGUAGAAAGUAUUCCAAAUCACUUUUAAAAAUAGACAAUAACGGACUAUAAAAUUUAAAUAUUAUGUAUACAAUAAAAUAUACAAAUUAUAUAAGUUUAACAUUUCAAAAAAAUUUAUAACCUAGAAGUACUAAUCACGUACACACUUCAUCGAUAUUAUUACUCAUUACUAAUUAAUUAUAGAAUUAAUGAGUAAAUUCCAUAAUAGUACUAUUACUAUAAGUGAGCUCUCCCUUGCUUGUAGAUGGAAUGUUUUAAAGAAUGUUACCUGGAUUCCGCAGUUGCAACCUUCUUAUAGUCAAUGAUAAUUUUUAGAAUUAGGUUUACUAAUAAGAAAAAUACCUUGUUUUUAUUAUUUAUUUGUUUCAAUGGAAAUUAUAUAGGUAUAUUUUUAUUAUUGUAACCUACAUAGUUACGUUGGCUGUAAUUUAAUAUUGAUGUAAAAGUAAUAUAUGUAUUUUUAUUUCAA